This is a messenger RNA of Pterocles gutturalis (yellow-throated sandgrouse), 303 nucleotides long. Its product is annotated as exportin-1-like. The annotation marks the transcript as partial. Gene Ontology annotation, molecular function: small GTPase binding; nuclear export signal receptor activity. Lineage: Eukaryota; Metazoa; Chordata; Aves; Pterocliformes; Pteroclidae. Gene Ontology annotation, cellular component: nucleus; cytoplasm. The transcript is spliced from 3 exons. The record is from RefSeq and is a predicted model, not a curated record. Gene Ontology annotation, biological process: ribosomal large subunit export from nucleus; ribosomal small subunit export from nucleus; protein export from nucleus.
CUAUGCCAGCAAUUAUGACAAUGUUAGCAGACCAUGCAGCUCGUCAGCUGCUGGAUUUUAACCAGAAACUGGAUAUCAAUCUCUUGGACAAUGUGGUGAAGUGCUUGUACCAUGGAGAAGGCGCACAGCAAAGAAUGGCACAGGAAGUCUUGACUCACUUAAAAGAGCAUCCUGAUGCGUGGACAAGAGUUGAUACUAUUUUGGAGUUUUCUCAGAACAUGAAUACCAAAUAUUAUGGACUGCAAAUCUUGGAAAAUGUGAUAAAAACAAGAUGGAAGAUUCUUCCAAGGAACCAGUGCGAAG